This is a messenger RNA of Carassius carassius (crucian carp), 2412 nucleotides long. RefSeq names its product cysteine-rich secretory protein LCCL domain-containing 2-like. The record is from RefSeq and is a predicted model, not a curated record. The transcript has 15 exons. The coding region runs from base 225 to 1751 and encodes 508 amino acids. Gene Ontology annotation, cellular component: extracellular region. Lineage: Eukaryota; Metazoa; Chordata; Actinopteri; Cypriniformes; Cyprinidae.
CUGCUUCCACAGAGUCAGUGCGAGUCACCAGCCUCCAAACAGAGUCCACUACUCACACUUGUUUGACUUUCAAGGAGCAUACUCCAGUCGCGAGACACAGCUGCAGCAACCUCUGGGAAAGCUCGUGCAGAAGACGCAAACUAGAUUUUUCAGAACAGAGCCCCGAAGACACGCUCGCACAAGGCAGUCUACUGUAGUUCGACCCUGAAAGCAUCACUGCUGCCAUGCACAGGCUCGUUUCCAUUGCCCUGCUAUUCCUGGGAGCCAGUUUGGCUGCUUCCCUCUUCCUUCCUGACUCCUUGGAGCUGAGGCAGAUAAUGCAACGCUACCAGGAUGAGCUGGAGCCCAACGGCACAAAAGCUGAUGCACCUUUACGCACUCGUAGAGCCAUCAGGUGGUCAGACAGAGAGGAGAUCCUACAACUGCACAACAAGCUGAGAGGAGCGGUGCAACCGACUGCCUCCAACAUGGAGUACAUGGUAUGGGACGAUGAACUGGAGAAGUCAGCAACCUACUGGGCAGAACAGUGUGAGUGGGAACAUGGACCUAAAGAUCUACUGAUGUCCAUCGGGCAGAACCUGGCAGUGCACUGGGGAAGGUACCGCUCUCCGGCCUACCAUGUGCAGGCCUGGUACGAUGAGGUGAAGGACUACACCUACCCUUACCCACAUGAGUGCAACCCCUGGUGCCCUGAGCGCUGCUCUGGACCCAUGUGCACUCACUACACACAACUGGUUUGGGCCACGACCAACCGUGUCGGCUGUGCUGUUCACACGUGUCCGCGUAUAAACGUAUGGGGAGAAAUCUGGGAGAACGCCGUCUAUCUCGUCUGCAACUACUCACCCAAGGGGAACUGGAUCGGGGAAGCCCCUUACCAACCAGGCGUGCCCUGUUCCCAGUGCCCACCAAGCUAUGGAGGAAACUGCAGAGACAGACUCUGCUACAAGGGAGACCCUGGACGUCACGAGUCUCCAGAUAUGAAUGAGGUGGAGAAGCCGCAGGAGCCCGUUCAGCCUCGGACGACUCCAACUAAGCCUCAACCCAAACCCUAUUUCCCCCAAAAACCUGCAAAUGCCAAUCCUUCCUCAACCAAGACUACAAGAACUACCUAUCUAGCACAAAACAUUAAGUGUGAGACAAAAAUGAGGGACAAAUGUAAAGGAGCAGCCUGCAACAGGUACAACUGCCCGGCGAACUGCUUAAAUAAGAAGGGGAAAGUGUGGGGAACACUGUACUAUGAUGUUCAAUCGAGUAUUUGUCGUGCUGCUAUCCACUAUGGUAUAAUUGACAACAAUGGAGGCCUUGUGGAUGUUACAAGAAAAGACAACUUCCCAUUCUUUGUAAAGGCAACCAAGAAUGGUGUAGAGUCAUUCAGUAAAUACAAACCUGGCAAUGCAUUUACAGUGUCGAGAGUGGAAGAGCAAACAAUAGACUGCUACACAACAGUGGCUGAGAUUUGUUCCUUCAAGGCAUCCACCUCUCAUUGUCCAAGAGUCUUCUGCCCAGCUAAUUGCAUAAACGAACCUUCAUAUUGGGCUCCAGUGGUUGGCAGCAACAUCUACGGAGAUGGCUCCAGUAUCUGCCGAGCAGCUAUCCACUCCGGGGUGAUCAAAGCCAGCGGCGGCUAUGUGGACCUCCUGGCCCUGGAUAAGAGGAAAAGCUACACCGGGACCUUGAAGAAUGGCAUCCAGUCUGAGAGUAAAACCAAUACAGAAGGCGGUUCGUUCCGUGUCUUCGCUGUUAGAGAGUGAGAAGGCACUGACGAGACACAAAAGAUCACCGAUUUGCUCUUGAAAGUCAGGACAUACCAAAUGAAGUGUAACUUUUGGACGAACGAGACAUUUACAGAAGACCAAAGGAUCUGUCAAAGUCUGCUAGCUCAGUCCAUGGGCUUCCAAAGGUUUUAUAUACAAUAGUGAACAAUAUUUUUGACCACACAUGCAACUCUUAACAAAAUACAGUGUGGUAGAAAUGGUAUUUUAACAGCGGUGCUGGUUUUAAUCGUUGUUGUUUUUUAGAUUCAAGUAAGUCAGUUAAUUUUUUUUAUUAUAUUCUAUUAGUCUUGAAUACAUGCAAAUUCUCUAAUUUACACACAAAAUGCAUAUUGAUUACACUGUAUUUAAUCUGUACAGAUAUUUUGUUGAUUUAUCAGGCUUGUUGCGUGUUUCUCAUUUUUUGCCUUAUUUCCUAAAUCAUUUUUGGAAGCCAGAGCUGGAACAGGGUGUGAUCUUCACGAGGAAUCACAAAAUUACAAACAUAAUAUGAAAAUAUAGUUCUGACCUAAGUUAAGUCUGUCUCAAAAGUUGUUUCUCUAUUGUUAAAUCUAUUUCUCUAUGAGGAAAAUUAGUGGGAUUUUUACUCCUGGAAAUGUUUGCGCUCUAUUACAAUAGUAGUUGAGUGUGUACAGUGCAG